Hydatigera taeniaeformis is the source of this 399-nucleotide messenger RNA. NCBI's taxonomy places the organism in Eukaryota, Metazoa, Platyhelminthes, Cestoda, Cyclophyllidea, Taeniidae. The record is from the annotation of a GenBank genome assembly.
AUGGAAGUCAAGCUUGAGCGCGUGACGGUGAGCACGUCUGCUACUCGUAUGUGCAAACUGAUUGAUUUGGUGAAGGAUGAAAAGGCGGAUCUGCGAGUAUUUCAUGGCGUGUUCCCAACGAAAACCAACGUGACGCGUGAAAGUUUUAGAUUGGUUGGAAACACGACUUAUGUGAUUGUUUCCGUGGACUACACGCAAAAUGGAACAUCGCCGGAGGUGGCGGAAUGCAACCGUAAGUUGUCCACUGCGCGCAUCGCUUCCUCACCGCAGCGCACCACACCACACCACACCUCGCCUUACCUUUUCACCUACUCGCCCCCCACCUGCAGCACUGACAACCUCAAUGGCAUGUGUUUGGCUGGCAAAUUGAAGUGUCUCUGCUAUCUGUGGCGCCUCUAA